UAAUAAAAAACAGGUGUUUUUCUAUUCAGACAAAGGGAAGAUAGGAAGACACUACUUAAAAUUGGCGACUUCACCAAAAACGCUUAAACGACUUAUAAAUUCGCGCCCAUGACUUUGUGUAAUCAAUUUUUGUGCACUAACACAUCGCUUUCGGAUAAGUUUGAUCAAUAAAGAAAACGUUUAAAUUAGUUUUUGUUCUCUAAUAAAUUGUUUGUGGUCAUUGCCAGUUCCAAUAUAGACACACAAUUUUUUGUGUUUAACUUUGCUUCGAGGAACUUUACUAGAUGUCGUGGCAGCGAAUUAACAGCUUCCGUUUUAGUUUACUGUACUCAGAGCGAUAACAAUGUUGUAGAGGCAAGAUCGCUGAUAGUUACUGAAUUGGCUAGUUUUUAUGCACACUUAUCGCCAUCGUAAAGCUAUUAAUAUGUACGAUAUUCCAUUAGGAGUCUUGGCUGCACAAAAGCUAAGCUCAUUGUGCUGUCCCCGCCUGCAAUUGCGCAAGGAUAUUAUCUUCAAAGGAUCUAUCAUUAUCCUUACAUAUCUGGCAUAUGCUGCUUAUCAUAUGUCCAGAAAACCAAUAUCCGUUGUCAAAUCAGUAUUACAUGAGAACUGCACAAAUCCCAGCAACACCUCUGACAAUGACUGUGGCUAUCCACCUUUUGAUGUGCCCGAUGCGUCCACAUUGUUUGGCACACUUGAUUCGGCAUUUCUUGUCACCUAUGCCAUUUCCAUGUUUGUGUCCGGCAUUGUUGCCGAACGGGUUUCACUGCGCUACUAUCUGAGCUUGGGCAUGCUAUUUUCUGGACUCUUCACACUACUUUUUGGCGCAGCCAAAUCUUGGAACAUACAUAGUAUGUGGUACUUUGUUAUUGUUCAGGUAUUGGGUGGCAUUGUACAAACAACUGGCUGGCCAGGUGUAGUCACAUUGAUGGCUCGUUGGUUUGGCAGAUCGAAGCGUGGUCUCAUAUUUGGCAUUUGGAAUAGUCACACUUCGGUGGGCAACAUACUUGGCACUUUGAUAGCCGCCCAUUUUGUGGAGAGCAAUUGGAUGCUAUCGUUUGCCGUGCCCGGCGCCAUAAUGUCCGGUUUGGGAUUUGUGAUGUUUUUAUUUAUUGUCGAUGAUCCAGAAAUUGUUGGUUUGGCUUCCACACGUCCUCAUUUACCGGUGCAUCAUAGCAGUGGCCAUGAAGAUGAAGAACGUGGAUCGGGUGUGGCAAAUUAUGAUGCGAACAUUGGCAUUCAUGGCUAUGAAGACGAUUAUACAGAGAUAAAUCAUCGUGCAUCUGAGCGUACCCCAAUGUUGACACGCAGCAGAUCACAAACAAAUACACGAAGCGAACGCAAUGCAGUUGGCUUACUGCAGGCGCUAGCUAUUCCCGGCGUUGUGGAGUUCUCAUUGUGUUUGUUCUUUGCCAAGCUCGUCAGUUACACAUUCCUCUAUUGGCUGCCACUCUAUAUACAGUCUUCCACUACCUUAAGUCCCAGCGUUGCUGCAGAUGUCUCCACGCUGUUCGAUAUUGGUGGCAUUUUUGGUGCAAUCGCAGCGGGAACUGUAUCCGAUUAUACAGGAAUGCCAGCUACAACUUGCCUUGUUUUGUUAGUUUGUGCCGCGCCACUGAUGUUUUUGUAUGUGCAUUUUGGUGGCAUAUCUUUAGUCGUCAACUAUAUUUUACUUUUGCUGGCUGGUUUUAUGGUAAAUGGGCCAUAUGCGCUCAUUACAACUUUUGUUAGUGCCGAGUUAGGACAACAUCAAUCUUUGUCGCACAAUGCUAAAGCUCUCGCCACAGUGACGGCGAUUAUCGAUGGUACUGGAUCAAUAGGUGCGGCCGUUGGUCCAUUUAUUGCCGGUUUGGUGUCACAGAGCGGCUGGGAGAACGUUUUCAAUAUGCUUAUUUGCGCUGAUAUAUUGGCUAUGAUUAUAGUAUCGCGCCAAGUGGUUAAAGAAUUAAUUAGGGGUCGCGGUGUGCGCCGUACACGUAUAGAGUAGAACUUUGUCAACAUAGGCAUAAUUUAAUAUUCUAUAUAUGUACAUUUAUAUGUAUUUUACAAGUAACGAUACCGUCUUCAUAUGGCUCACAUUUUAUUUUACUGAAAUGACUACAACUACAAAGUAUAAUUAUGUAUGACGAACUAAACUAUGCUGUUGUGUCUUGCAUUUUUAAGGAUUUACGUUAAUGUGCUAAUAUAUUAUAAUUGAAUUCUGUUUAUAUGUUUUAAUGGCAGUUUUGUGAAAACAUGUAACUGCUAUAUGUAUAAUAUUAGUUAUAAAGAUUCCAUAAUGUUUUAAAUGUAAAUAUAGCAUAAUAAAAUGAUAAUCUAUGUUUUAUCAUCUGCUACCUAAAUUAGAAUUCCAAUAUAUGAAAUUCUAAGCUUAAAAGCAUUUACCGUAAAAGGUGACAGAAAAAUUGAGGGCUCUCUGUUUGAAUAAGACGCACAGAAUUUAUCACCACAGCAAAUAUGAUGCAUGCAAUAUUUUAAGCACUUAAACAAGUCUCUACGUUUCAAUACUGUAUAUUAAAUAAUAAAGACUGCUGGACCUUUUAGAAUUUUAAAUAAAUUUCUUUUGUUCCUAU
Molecule: messenger RNA, 2573 nt
Organism: Anastrepha obliqua
Lineage: Eukaryota; Metazoa; Arthropoda; Insecta; Diptera; Tephritidae
Gene: MFS16
Product: glucose-6-phosphate exchanger SLC37A2
Exons: 9
Coding region: 392-1987 (531 amino acids)
Biological process (GO): transmembrane transport
Cellular component (GO): membrane
Molecular function (GO): transmembrane transporter activity
Source: RefSeq, a predicted model, not a curated record